Messenger RNA from Racocetra fulgida, 381 nucleotides. The record is from the annotation of a GenBank genome assembly. NCBI's taxonomy places the organism in Eukaryota, Fungi, Glomeromycota, Glomeromycetes, Diversisporales, Gigasporaceae.
AAACAUCGUAAAGAGGCGCGUGGAGUAGGAGGGAUAUUUUUCGAUGACUUAGAUAACAAACCUCCAGAAAAAAUAUUUGAAUUUAUUAAACAAUGUGGGAAUUCAUUUUUACCAUCAUAUGUUCCAUUGGUGAAACGGAGGAUGAAUUCAACAUUUACGGCAAAAGAAAAAGAAUGGCAACAGUUACGUAGAGGUAGAUAUGUUGAAUUCAACCUUGUAUGGGAUCGUGGGACUAAAUUCGGUCUUCAAACGCCCGGUGCAAGAAUUGAAAGUAUAUUUAUGUCACUUCCAUUAACUGCACGAUGGGAAUAUAUGCACAUUCCCGAUAAAAAUUCUCGUGAAGACAAAUUAAUGCAAGUUUUAAAACAACCAAAGAAUUGG